Messenger RNA from Dissoconium aciculare CBS 342.82, 1157 nucleotides. RefSeq lists its product as uncharacterized. The record is from RefSeq and is a predicted model, not a curated record. The transcript has a single exon. NCBI's taxonomy places the organism in Eukaryota, Fungi, Ascomycota, Dothideomycetes, Mycosphaerellales, Dissoconiaceae. Gene Ontology annotation, molecular function: protein binding. The coding region runs from base 186 to 854 and encodes 222 amino acids.
CAGCAAUAUGCUUGGGCUUUGUCGAUUUCGUCACUCGCCCGAAUUUGCAGCUUCUGGAGCUUCAAAGCUUCCCAAAAGAUUGAUCGUCAUACAAAUCGUUUUCUCUGAUAAAAAAUUCUACGUGCAUUCAAGUACUUUUCAAUCGAUCACACAUCAUUCAACGUAUUCUUCCCCCAAAAGCAAACAUGUCACAGCCGCCGUCUAUCGAUCGACUAUUAAACUUGGUCCCAGACUUGCCAGAAACUGUUCUCGCCCAACUACAAGCAUAUCCAGAUCUAUCCUCGAAGCAAGACGCACACGGCUACAGUCUAGUCCACGCUGCCGCAUCAUACGCCCACGCAGAGCUGUUGCGUGCAUUAAUAAAAGACUUCAAUGUCGACCCCAACAUUAAAGACGAAGAUGGCGAAACCGCCUUGUUCAGCGUCGAAGAAGUCCCGAUGGCCCAGCUUCUCCUCGAACUAGGCACAGACAUGACUCUGCGCAACGCCGAAGGACAGACCGCAGCAGAGAAGCUCGAUGACGAGGACGAGCAACCGGAGAUCGCGGCUUUCCUGCGUCAACGAGCCGGAGGGUCCCCCGUCACUGGUGAGAGCGCCGAAACUGACAGCGACGGGACCACACAGCGGAUCCCACCUUUGCCGGAAGGAGUCCGAAUCAACGUCGGCACGAUGCCCGUGGAUGACGUGGGCGAGGCACCUGACCCGGAAUUCCGAAGACGCAUCGAGGAGCUGGCUGCCCGCGAGGAUUUUGAUCGGGAGGAGGCGCAACAGGAAUUGCGGAAUUUGAUCACUGAUGCUGUCUCGGGUCUGGCAGGCGAAGGGCAAGGCUCAACGAGAAAACAGCGGAGGGAAUAGUGAUAUGCUAGUGUGGAGCUCUACGUAACAUCAUUGUGAGAAGGUAGUGAUCAUUUCAGGCAUUUGAAACGCGUCAGUAUUUGCAUUGGAGUUUGGUCGCUGGCAUGGACGCGGCGUGAUUUGCGCUCCAAUUCCCCAUCUCACUCAAGCACACGCUUCAGCCUCUGGUACAAUGUGCGUUCGAUCGAACAGGGCUACUAGGACAAGUGAAGAGGCCAGGAUCAUGAAGCUCGGUGUUAAUUGUAUCAUCACAGUCUUCGUAAUAGUCGCAUUCUCAUUGUCCCCGGCCCACAGUAAAGCCGA